This is a messenger RNA of Exophiala viscosa, 1595 nucleotides long. RefSeq names its product aspartic peptidase domain-containing protein. Gene Ontology annotation, biological process: proteolysis. The transcript is spliced from 2 exons. Lineage: Eukaryota; Fungi; Ascomycota; Eurotiomycetes; Chaetothyriales; Herpotrichiellaceae. Gene Ontology annotation, molecular function: aspartic-type endopeptidase activity. The record is from RefSeq and is a predicted model, not a curated record. The coding region runs from base 1 to 1266 and encodes 421 amino acids. Gene Ontology annotation, cellular component: fungal-type vacuole.
AUGGUCUCAGCGCUUGCAUUGCUGCUUAUUGUGCCGCUGCUUGGCAUCACGGCGGGCUCGCCUCUUUUUCACGCGCCUGACUUGCGGCCCUCGCGUCACAUCGGUACGUUUAGCCGCAUCCAUAGUCCGACGGAACUUCGUCGACUUCGUGUGCCAGAUUCCGGGAAUAAUCGGCGUCGACGAGGGGCGUCGCUCCUGGACAUUAGGAACGAUGGUCGACCCGCCGUCGAGGUGGCAUUUGGGAGUCAGUCAUUCUUCUUAGAGGUCGACACUGGCAGUGCCAACGUCUGGGUGGCGUCGUCGACGCUGACAUGCGACCCUGUUGGCUCUUGUUACUUCGGAUCGGGUGGCUUUGAGGCCGACAGUUCGACUCAGCCCCUCCUGGAGCAACAUUUCAACGCCACCUACGAGUAUGGCCAGUGGGCCAACGGGUACGUGAUCGACGAGAGCCUUUCGUUUGCCGGCAUCACAGUCCAGGGUCAGAAAGUUGGAAUCGUGACCUCGGGGGGCGACAUCGGCGACGGGACUACCUCUGGUAUAUUGGGCGUGGCCUUUGGGCCGUCGGCCAUCUACUCUGGGUCGAAUCCCAAAUUCGAUGGCGCGAACAAUCGACUGCAGUACUCGGUUGUCAUGAACACUAUUUUCGACGUCCAGGGUUUAACAUCCUCGUACUUCUCACUGGCACUGUCGCGCGACGCUUCUCAAACCGGGUUCGGCGGCUACCUGGCCAUCGGCGGCGUACCGGACCACACCGACCCUCGUGUCAAUGCGGCCACAACCUUCGCCAGCAGCCCGAUCCUGAUCGACCCGAACUUCGACGCCGCUGAGCCCUCGUUGUACACCGUCGACAUUGGCGGAGUCUUCUGGUACGGCAAUGAUGACACCACCUCUGGCAGUGACACCGAAAAUAUAAAGUUCGUCAUCGAUUCGGGGGCGGCAUUUUCCUACGUGACUCCCGACACGGCAGCUGCCAUCAAUGGAUUGUUCGACCCUCCGGGCUCGAUUGUUGACGGGUCCUGGGAGGUGGGAUGCGGUGCCACGCCUCCGAGUGUCCAAUACGUAAUCGGCGGUCAGGCAUUCAAGGUGAAUCUGGCAGAUAUGAUCCACCAGCAGUCCAUCAACCAAGGGUGCCUGAGUGCCUUCCAGACCAUGUCACCUGGAGGCUACCAGUCUCUCGGGGACAAUCUGUUCCGCAAUACUCUUAUCGUUUUCGAUUGGGGUGAGAUGCAACUACAUUUGGCAGCGCGGCCAGACUAUGAAUCAUAGGGGUUCCCCGCUCAGUCUGAUUAGCUGAUGUUUCGGUGUAUGAAUGAUGAUGAGCUCGGAUGCGUAACUGCCUAAUCAUAAACGUAGUAGGGACAAACCGAGAUGGUAAUUGGUCUCACAAAGGACUCGCUAGCUGCCAGCUCCCCUCCUAUGUGCCUGUCAAGCGAGCCAGACUGGUGUCCGGCUGAACCAGAAGCAGAGCCCAUGAUACCAAAUUUUCUGUUUCAAAACCUCGCACUGGUCGCCCCAGAAAUCCAAGUGACUAUCCUCACGAUGUGAGCCACAUGGCUCAUCUAAGCUUUAUGCAAGGAGUCUUUGCUUCCACGCUA